Messenger RNA from Labrus mixtus (cuckoo wrasse), 11209 nucleotides. Its product is annotated as receptor tyrosine-protein kinase erbB-4-like. Gene Ontology annotation, molecular function: ATP binding; epidermal growth factor receptor binding; transmembrane receptor protein tyrosine kinase activity. The transcript is spliced from 28 exons. Gene Ontology annotation, biological process: multicellular organism development; protein phosphorylation; positive regulation of cell population proliferation. The coding region runs from base 280 to 4425 and encodes 1381 amino acids. Gene Ontology annotation, cellular component: signaling receptor complex; basal plasma membrane. The record is from RefSeq and is a predicted model, not a curated record. NCBI's taxonomy places the organism in Eukaryota, Metazoa, Chordata, Actinopteri, Labriformes, Labridae.
UCCAAGUCGGGGAGUAAUGGCAUGAGUACUGCUUUAUACUGUUUAGACAAGCUUUACUAAUAUUCCUCUAUUACUGCUUUCAAAUCAGUGGAAAAACUGACCAGGACGCGCUGAGAGGCGACGCGCAGGACUGUCAGACAAACUUAGUAGAAAGAGACUCAAGUCCUCAAACUCAGAGGCUGAAGAGGCUUCAAACGAUCCAUCCUUUCUGGCUGCUUCAAGGAAGGAUACUCCGCUGGACAUGUGAAUUUUAAAAGGAGAUACUUGCCAAGCACAACCAUGAAACCAACGACUGCCCCGUGUUGCUUCGGCUUUCUCCUGACUUGCGUCUUGUUCGGGUCCUGCUCUUCACAAUCAGUAUGUGCUGGUACAGAGAACAAAUUGAGCACACUGUCGGACCUGGAGCAGCAGUAUCGCACCCUGAGGAAGUACUAUGAGAGCUGUGAAGUGGUAAUGGGCAACCUGGAGAUCACAAGCAUCGACCGCAGUCGGGACCUCACCUUCCUCAGAUCUAUUCGAGAAGUAACCGGGUACGUGUUGGUGGCUCUGAACCAGUUUGACUACCUGCCUUUGGAGAACUUGAGGAUCAUCAGGGGAACCAAGUUGUAUGAGGACAGAUACUCCCUCGCCAUCUUCCUAAACUACAGACGCGAUGGAAACUUUGGCCUGCGUCAGUUGGGUCUAAAAAAUCUCACAGAGAUCCUGAGUGGUGGUGUGUAUGUUGACAAGAACAAGUUCCUGUGUCAUGCAGACACAAUCCACUGGCAGGAUAUCGUCAAAAACCCACGGCAACAUUCGGUGGUGGUGCCGACCAACAGCAGUGUCACAUGUCAAAAGUGCCAUCGUUCCUGUAAUGGUCGCUGCUGGGGACCUAAAGAGGACCAGUGUCAGAGCUUAACUAAGACAGUGUGCGCAGAGCAGUGUGACGGCCGGUGCUUUGGUCCCUAUGUGAGUGACUGCUGCCAUCGUGAGUGUGCAGGUGGCUGCUAUGGACCAAAAGACACAGACUGCUUUGCUUGCACCAACUUCAAUGACAGUGGGGCAUGUGUGACCCAGUGCCCACAGCCUUUUGUCUACAACCCCACCACCUUCCAAUUGGAGCACAACCCCAGGGCCAAGUACUCCUACGGAGCCUUCUGUGUCAAAAAGUGUCCACAUAACUUUGUGGUGGACCAUAGCUCCUGUGUGAGAGCGUGCCCCAGCAACAAGAUGGAGGUGGAGGAGAACCGCAUUAAGAUGUGCAUUCCAUGCACUGACAUCUGCCCCAAAGCGUGUGACGGCAUUGGUACAGCGAGCCUGCAGACGGCUCAGACGGUUGACUCCAGCAACAUAGACAAAUUUGUCAACUGCACCAAGAUCAACGGCAACCUGGUGUUCCUCAUCACUGGGAUCAAAGGGGAUGUCUACCACAAUAUCGAAGCUUUGGACCCAGAAAAACUCAACGUAUUCCGCACUGUUCGAGAAGUAACAGGCUUUCUGAAUAUCCAGUCGUGGCCGGACAACAUGACGGAUCUCAACGUUUUCUCCAACCUGGCUACUAUUGGGGGAAGAGCGUUGUACAGUGGGAUCUCUCUGUUGGUGUUAAAGCAGCAGGGCAUCUCAUCACUGCAGCUCCAGUCCCUGAGAGAGAUCAGCGCUGGGAAUGUCCACAUCGCUGAGAACAGCCAGCUCUGCUACUACAACACCGUCAACUGGACGCGACUGUUCCGCGCCGCAAACCAGAAGGUUCUCAUCCGCAACAACAGAAGCCCGCAGGGCUGCUCUAAGCAUCGCAUGGUGUGUGACCCACUGUGUUCAGACGCGGGGUGUUGGGGUCCUGGCCCAGACCAGUGCCUCUCAUGCAGAUACUAUAGCCGGGGAAGAACCUGCGUGGAUAUGUGUAACCUUUAUGAAGGGGAUAUUCGAGAGUAUGCCAAUGGGUCAGUGUGUGUGGAGUGUGAUGCCCAGUGUGAACGAGCUGACAAUAACUCUUUGAUCUGCAAUGGUCCGGGCCCAGAGCAUUGUGUGAAAUGCCUCCAUUUUAAGGACGGUCCUAAUUGUGUGGAGAAGUGUCCCGAUGGCCUGCAAGGUGCCAACAGCUUCAUCUUCAAGUAUGCAGAAGCCAACAAUGAAUGUCAUCCCUGCCAUUCCAACUGCACCCAGGGGUGCAUUGGACCAAGACUGCAAGACUGUAUUGGAUGGAUGGACAGAACCCCUCUGAUCGCAGCGUGGGUGAUCGGUGGCCUCUUCAUGGUGGUGAUCAUGGUGCUGAGCGUAGCGGUGUCUGUGCGGCGGAAGAACAUUAAGAAGAAGAGAGCCCUCCGCCGCUUCCUGGAGACAGAGCUGGUGGAGCCUUUGACACCCAGUGGAACAGCACCAAACCAAGCCCAGCUUCGCAUCCUGAAAGAGACAGAACUGAAAAGAGUCAAGAUCCUGGGCUCUGGGGCCUUCGGGACUGUUUACAAGGGUAUUUGGAUCCCAGAGGGUGAAACAGUGAAGAUUCCAGUGGCUAUUAAAAUCCUAAAUGAGGCCACAGGACCCAAGGCUAACGUGGAGUUCAUGGACGAGGCCCUGAUCAUGGCUAGCAUGGAGCAUCCCCACUUGGUCCGCCUGCUGGGCGUCUGCCUGAGUCCCACCAUCCAGCUGGUCACACAACUGAUGCCUCACGGCUGCCUGCUCGACUAUGUCCACGAGCACAAGGACAACAUCGGAUCCCAGCUGUUGCUCAACUGGUGUGUCCAGAUUGCAAAGGGGAUGAUGUAUCUGGAAGAGCGUAGGCUGGUCCACAGAGAUCUGGCGGCCCGAAAUGUCCUGGUCAAAUCUCCCAACCACAUCAAGAUCACAGACUUUGGCCUGGCUCGUCUUCUGGAUGUCAAUGAAAAGGAGUACAAUGCUGAUGGAGGAAAGAUGCCAAUCAAAUGGAUGGCCCUGGAGUGCAUCCAUUACAGGAAGUUCACUCAUCAGAGUGACGUUUGGAGUUACGGUGUAACUAUCUGGGAGGUGAUGACCUUUGGUGGGAAGCCAUUCGACGGGAUAUCCACCAGAGAUAUCCCGGACCUUCUAGAGAAAGGAGAGCGUCUUCCACAGCCGCCAAUCUGCACCAUUGACGUCUACAUGGUCAUGGUCAAAUGCUGGAUGAUUGAUGCAGACAGUCGGCCCAAGUUCAAGGAGCUGGCUGCGGAGUUUACUCGGAUGGCUCGUGAUCCACAGAGAUACCUUGUAAUACAGGGCGAUGACCGCAUGAAGCUGCCUAGCCCAAAUGACAGCAAGUUCUUCCAGAGCCUCCUGGACGAGGAGGAGCUGGAGGACCUGAUGGAUGCUGAAGAAUACCUAGUGCCGCACUCCUUCAACAUUCCACCUCUGGCAUACACCCCCCGCACACGCAUAGACUCCAACAAGAACCAGUUUAGCUACCAGGAUCCCAGUUUCAGCAUGGAGGACAUGCUGGCCACCCUCCCAAGAGUGGUCUCUGUUCCACCAGUAUCUGCAGGCUGCCUCCCGUCGCAGGAUCUGGCCCCUGGGGGACAGAUUGGUGGUGGUUUUGGACGAGGAAACCAGGAUGACCCUCGCUGCAAUGGCACCCUGAGGAAGCAGGCCUCCCCAAGGUCAAGUAUGCUUGGGGCUGGCUCAAUCCUCACUGCGGGACAAGGUGGAGGAGAGGAUAGUAGUGGACAACGCUACAGUGCUGACCCAACCGGUCUUUUGGCAGAACGUGGAGCAAAAGGCGACAAAGACCAGGAAUGCUACAUGACUGCCAAGAGAGACAAAAACAGCUCAGAUUACCUAAACCCAGUCGAGGAAAACCCCUUUGUCACACGUCGUAGGAAUGGUGAUGCCCACUCAGCAAUCAACGGAGCAGGUUGCCACACCCUGCACAUGCCAGGAGCUGCUAUUGCCACCAAGAACCAGUCUUCCCAUGGGGACGAUGAGUAUGUCAAUGAGCCACUGUACCUAAAUACCUUACUUAACCAAGGGGACAAGAACGGAUUGGCUGGCGCAGUCUCAAUCUCUGGCCCUGGGUCCUCUUCUGCCCAGUCGGUAUCGCAGACAGUCAACCCACCACCAUCUAGCCACACAGUCUCCUCCUCUGGAUAUGUUCUGCCCCCUGGCCACCUCGCACACCCAUAUCCAUCACACACCCUGCAUCCGGGGCAUUCAGGACACACUCUACACUCAGGCAUCACCAGCAGCACCAUCAUGUUUGAUAAGAAAGGCAAGAAGGCCACUUUUGACAAUCCUGAGUACUGGCAGCACAGUCUACCCCCGAAGUCUUCACUGCACAACCCGGAGUACCUACAAGACUGCAGCACGCGCUUCUUCUACCGGCAGAAUGGACGCAUUCGCCCUGCUGUGGCUGAGAACCAGGAGUACUUGUCCGAGGCUGCUAUGAAAGCGGGCAAUGUAUUGCCACCACCUCCAUACAGACAGAGGAACACUGUGGUGUAGUGACCCCACCUGUAGCGAAAUGAAGGGAUGACUAGAGGGAAAGGGAAUGGAGAUUUGGGAAUGUUUGACAGUCCUCCUAUUUCCCCGUUCUACUUCUUCAACUGGGUUCUUCUAGCACCCUCCCUGAACACGUCUCUCUGUUUUGUCUGAUUUCAAGUCUUUUCUUCUCACCCAUACAGUAGGUUCUGCCUUUUCUUUGGAAGGACUACAAUAAAAGUUACUGGCAGCCUUGAUUGACAUUCAAACUCGAUUUUUAGCUCCAUCCUUGGCCAUGACCCGUUGUGUGAGAUGACACGUCUCUUCAAAGUUGGUUUUGUUCUGGAGCACAAUGUCCUGCCAUCUUUAGUAUCAGAAAGGCACAAAAACAAUACAAUAAAAGAUCGAAAUAAUCUGUUUAUAAAGAGAAAAGGGGUAUAAAUAGACUGUGGUAAGCCCAAAGAGAAGAUUUCCACUAUGAUUUAUACACCCACAAAUUACUAUUCACCCAUGUCCUUUAAGCUCUUUUUUCCCACCAGCUUCAUGUACACAUUGCUGUUUCUUUUGUGCAGUCAAAUAACACAUGCACAUACCAGAGUUGUGUCGUGACUUAACCAGCAAAUCUGCAGUCAUGCUGAUGAACCCAGAUGUGGCUUGCAUGCCUGCCUACAUGCUUCUUGGACGUUUACAUGUUGCUGCACAACUAAUGGAAUUCAAACAUUCAUCACACACAGCUCAUGUCAUAUCUUAACCAUGUUAACAUGCCUGCAGCCUUGACACACCAAUAUAACCAUACAUCAAUGCAUAAGUAAAUAUACACACAGGUACAGAUAAGCCUGCUGCCACUUGAAAUAUAUUCGAGAGGACAAGCUCAAUUGACCUUGCACUAGAAGACAGAGUGUCCCGAUAAUGGCAGUCAGUGGUGCAGCGAAGAGAAAGGGUCAACAGAAAAGUAAAUGUCACCGCGGUUUUAUGGGAAGCUGUGAUAUCACCCAGUGCCUGGUGGAAAGCAUUGGAAAGAUUAUUGGCAUGACUAGGAUGGGAUUCGAAAGGUUGAUCAUUCAGGAGAUGUCCCUUAUGUUUCCCAAUCAGUAUUCAGCUACCCCAAUCCAGUUCAAAGAGCCAGCAAACUAGCCGCCUACAUGUUACCUUCAUAUAAGACCAUUGCAAGCAGCAUUGUGACUGACAUAACCAAUUGUUACUCAAGUAAAAUGAAUGGUUUGUCAAUGGAACUGGUGCUUCAGAAUCGACUGAUUUUGUUUUACCGUAAAAGGAUUGCGGGGGAAUUGGAGAGCAUACAAACAAAACAUAAGGGAAACACAUUAUAUAUUAGAAUCUGCAUCAGAGCAAUUUCUGUGUUUUUUUUGUUCUGUAUGUUUUUUUCAAGCAUCAGGGAUCUGUUUUCUUUGUCAGCUUGUCUUAAACUACUUAAGCAAACAGCACAGACACCCAGCCACGAAAGAGCACUGUGGAGAAGGCAAAGAAGCUAACCCUGCAGAGCCGUAAAUAAGCCAAUUACAUGUCAUUAUCAGACAGACACGAUCCCAGAAAAAGGCUCUGUGGACCAAGCUGUGUCUUGGACAAUUUUCAAGUAUAUUAACAGACAAGGAUAAUAGAUGUUUUUCCUCCUCUGUUGUUCAUAAUAUUUUACGUCAUAAGAACAUAAAAAUUCACCCUGUCCAAGCAGUCACCACUUUCCAGACCAUGCUGUGUCUCUAAGGGUUGGGUGGUUCAGAAGCAGAGACUAUCAAAAACGCCUCUGAGCAAACAAUAUUUUCUUUGGUUUGGGGUGUUGUAAUUAGUGUAUUGACACAUUACAAACAUCCAAUGUACUGAAACAAAUACUGCCAGAUGCCACUGCAAACUCUGAUGGAGACCAAUAGCAUCUGUCGUCAAAUAGACUUGAAGCCCAGUUUUGUCCGGAGUUGAUAACUCAAUAGCACUUAAUGCUCUGACACAGCCAAAUGGCUUUGCUGUUAUUCCGUGAUAAGCAUCAACUUGUUGUUUUUUUUCCUCAUGUUACAACUAUAAUUCAGUGAAAUGAGACAAUGGUUUACAGCAACACAUUGCUUGUUUCAUAAGACAUUUUGUCAAAAUAAGGAGCACCCUUUCGCAUUGAAAACUAUGGUAGGUGAGAUCUUAAAAUUAAAUGGAUUUAUAAAUUAAGGUGACAGAAAUUGCCCAUUUUUAUAUACCAUAUACCUGCACUUUUAUAGAUUCUGCAGAUAAUAGUUGAUUAAUUGUUGUUUUUCAUCAAAUUACUCUGAUACCAUGUCUGUUUAGAUUUGUAAUUUAAUUGAAGGGGUCAUCCAUAAUUAUUUUUUUUACGGGGAGGGGGGGAUGCUUCCACCAAGCUUGAGACCAAUUGCAAAGACAGAUUUGUUCUAAUUGAAGGAGGUAAAAAAAAGUAAGGUUUAAGCUUAAUAACACAAAACCGUACUUUUACCAUAAUACAGCUAAAUAGAUCUCAAGCAGCUUACGCCAUUGCACUAUUUCUACCUCCCCACAACUUCAGUUUGAAAUGAAGGCUUUUCUGUGAAAAUGUCUUAGUCUCAUGCCCAACAAAAGAUGAUAUUGUCAAAGACAUCAGCAGGGUUAUUUUCUGAGGCAUGCAGUGGCUCACUAGAAAUGCAGAGGGGGAACUGAACUGAACUCUGUUUUGAAAUUGGUGGCCUGCCCCUUUAAUCAAAAGCAUCUAAACAGAAUGAUGACAUGAGCUUUGAUUCAAACAGCCGCCCUUAAAUAAUGGAUGAUACUAGCAUUCAAAUUGAAGACUGACCAAUGGCUGUGCAUGUCUCUCAACUGACAUAACAAUGCAUAACCACUGUUAACCACAACCUUGUGCCUCUACACUAAAACAACAUGGCUGAGAGGAGUCAGACAUGCAGGGCUGAUGUUGUACUUUGCGACACCCAGAUAUUUCACUGGCAGAGUGUUUUUCCACCUCUCAGGUUUUAUGGGGACUAAUAAUCAUCCAGUUGAGCUCCAGCUGAGGCACAAGCUACCACAUCAUCAAGGGAAGUCAAACCUAUUGUAAUAAAACUACAUUUGAAGACAGAUUUGUGCCAAUAUCUCAGUCAGUGCACAGCUGACAAGUGUAACUGUUUAUUUUACAGGUUGGGGUGGGCAGAGUUUGAUUGGUCAGACUCAAAAUACCACUGACAUUGCUCUGUUGCUAAUGGAUUAAGCUGUAACAGAUCUGUUCUUUGACACUUCCUGAGAUCUUGGUACUUCUGCUGAUUCCAGGUUGACUACCUUGAGCUUACACUUGUGUGUAUUUCUUGUGUAAAUGUGUGCAAUGGAAGUAUCCUCUCCAUGUUUUUUAGAGCUAAAAGUCAGUUAUGUAAGUCUAUUUUCACCAUCACCUAUAAGGUAUUAGUUGUAGUGCUUGUUGACUACUGUAUGGCCAUGGUGUUGAAGUGCAAUGACAGCAGUGAAGAGUCACCCAAAGGCUUCGUAAUGGAUCUCUAUGGAAAAAUAAAGCCAAUCUUCUGGAGGAGAAAACCUGCUGGCACUUUCAGCCGGCAAGCAUCACAAGGGGCUUUUAGCUUUUUGAAUGCUAAUUCAUCCACUUUCCCUUGUUGUUCUGUGGGGAAAUCAUGUUACCCAACCCCUCACCCACAGCAUCAGCUGAGAAACGCUGAACGACAGGCAAUAGGUUGUAAUCCUGCAGUGGGGUUAAAACUAAGGUAUUAGCAUUCCAGAAAUGUUACCCGACCAAUGCAUCAAUGUUACAAAAGCUAGCAGGGGAGAGGGUGUAAGUGCACUGUAACUGGCAGAGGAGACCAAAGUUGAUUGCCAUUCUUUCUCUCUCCUCAAGGGUGACUAUAGAAAUGUAUGUAGCAAACACUGUUCUGCAGCUGAAGCAGUAAAAAGAACUAAACGAAAAAGCAGCUAUAUGUGGAGUGAAUACAAACAAAGACUAAAGCAAUCUUGUAAUGGAAAGGGAUUGUGGUCAAACAGUAAUGUGAGACUAGUUUCAUGUAAAAUGAUUUUUUUUUUAAAUGUACACCUCAUACUGUAGGUACAGUACUUAUUUAAAGGAGCACAAUUAAUCCCUCUCAGUACAGACUGCUCAUCCAGUACAUUGUAUUUAUUUGUGCAUCUACUUUCUUUUGGGGUUUGUUGUAUUUUAAAACACAUGUUAACAGUUUUGUAAAUUGUGUGCUAUAAGUUUGGACUUUUUUCUUGUUUUUGUACUUCAGGGUGCCAUUUUGGUGACAGAGUUGUUUUUUUAUAUGCAGCUUGAAGGCUUGAUUGUCUUAUAUCUGCCAUCUUCUCUAAUUAACUUAAAAGCAAUUACUAUAUGUCCCAGCUCAGGGGCUUGAUGUUUUCACUACAGAGGAACUGAAGUCCAGGCCGAGCCUGCAUAACAUUGUCGCUUGUGUGAGAUUCUCUUAAAGGCAUAGUUUGAUUUAACACAUGAGGUUAAAAAUUGAAAGCAGCACAAUUGCCUAGAUUGUUCCCUCUUAAAAUAAAGCAGGCCUCAUUUUCUGCCACAUUUUGUGGGACCUUUGAAAUGGGACAGCACUUGUAAGACCGUUUAGAGACAUCCGGCCCAGAUAUGAGGACUUUGGAGGGUCCAGCCACUGAACUGGGACAAAGCAACUGUAUUUAUAGGGUUUGCUCUAUUUCACUUUACUAUACUUUGAUUAUUCACAUCAUGAGCUCAACUUUCACAGCAUCAGUGAUAUGAAUCCACUGAAAGGAUUUUGCUGUAUUGAAUAAAAACAGAGGAAACGGCUAUUAUCUAACUAGUAAUAUAUUUGGUCAAUGCAUUAACCAAUUCUUAUUUUUUUAAGGGAAAUAUAAAUCAUCUGACAAACACAUGUUCUACCUUUGCAAUAGAAUCAAACUGUGUAUGGCUGUCACUCUUUUUACACUGAUUCAUACAUGUAUAUUCUACCAGACCAUGACAACUGGGCUAAAUGACAGUGGUUGCUUAAGCACAGUUUACAAUCUUUUGAAUUGAUGGGAAACUGUAAAAUGGAGACAAUUCUCUUUUGACAGAAUGACAAAGAUAAUGAGUCAGCAGUUUUACCAUUGUAAAAAAUAACAUUAAAAAAGUGGAUAGUAUUUUUAUAGGUAGGUUAACAGUGGACAGAUGCAUCUGUAAAUACAACAAUGAUGCUUCUUUUUUCAGCUGAAGUUUGGUUUAAUUUCUCCUUGCAUCAUUGCUUUUAAGUGAUACCUUUCUUUUUGUUUUCUUUGGGGAAUAUAUUUUUUUGUAUGUAUAUAAAUAUAUAUACAGUGUAAAUGUAAUUUGAAGAGUGAACUCUUAUUUUAAAAACGCUUGCAGGGUCUUGUGUCACCCACACCUCAUCAUUUUCCUUGUGAUUGUGUGAUUGUGUUUUCAACACAUCUUGAUGGAUUUUGUGUUUUGACCUCUGCUCUUGCUCACUUUGUAGGAGUGAAUUUUUAUCAUUCCUAUUUUUUAUUUUACUGAGUGUAUUAUUCCUUCACAACCCUCCACAAUUCUCUCAGUAUUAUCCACCUCUGGAGAUUUUUUUUUUUUUUUUAAGAUUUUGUACACACUUAAAAAUGAUGUUGCAAUACUGAUGAAUAUUCAAUAUUUCACCCACUUUCCUCUCAGUCUUUUCCUAAUCAAUGUUGUGAAUCCACCAGUGUCACUUUAUACCAUGAAUUUUAAGGACCUAUUGUAGAUUUCCUUGAGAAGUUUGAUUUCCAUUUGCACUGCACUCAGUCAUUGUUUACUUUCAGAUGAUAUUCAGCUCUUUAUCCAUUUGGGACAUUACUGGAUGAAUGGUGUAGCAAUAUUAUGUUACAGCCCCCGGAGUGGUUUUGUUGUGUCUGAGAGACAGAACUGAAGACAGUGUGCAUGGGCUGAACUGACCAUUAAAACUACUGACAUUUACUUGUACAGAGGUGACUAGAUUAUCUGUUUUGUUUUUUUGGCUUCAUUAAGCUAAAAUAUUUAGGGGGUUUUUCCAAACACAAUUUAACAAAGUAUACAGAUUAUUAAAAGACAUUUUGGGAUUGUAAAUCAUAUUUAUUGUGAGGACUGACACCCAAAUCAUCAAGCUGAUCUGUUUUCCUUUUAUGUUGCGGAUGCUUAUUAACUGAAGCUAAAUUAUUUGCUUCAUUUGCUGUCCAUAUCGGGGAGAUUACAAUUCUAGGAAAACGUAUGGAGGCACAAUUUUUGAAAUUGUUCCAUAGUUAUAUAGCAUAUUUAAGCAGUAGAAAACUCAAAACUUGUGAUGUUAAUGCAGGCAGUAGUAACAACUAAAGCUUUGUGCAGUUUUUGAUGAUACAGUUUACUGCAUUAUAAAGUUGUUAACAUGAGUAAGGAUUUAAACCAGUAAAUUUUGGGGGGGAUUUCUUACUUUUUAUAUUGCCCAUAGGCUACAAAAUACUAAAGGCCCGUUGCACGCUUACAACUGGAGAGUGUAUGGGCACUUUUACUGAUGAUUCUAGUGUCAGUCCUGUCUUUAAUGAUACCAAGCAUUUCCAUUUUGUUCAAGAGACCUUUUGGCAAGCUUCCCAAAAGUCCAUGUGUGUGUUUAAUACUACAUAACAGUUUGGAUGAAAGCAGCUUCUUCUUAAAAAGAUCUCAAAAAGGAUCUUUAAAUAUCAUCGCUUUGUAUCGACUCAUCUGAAUGAUUGAGAAAAUAAGUUUUAUAAACCAUACCUUGUCUAAUAUUACCAGUUUGAAAAGUUUCUCUUCACUUGUUGAUCGACACAUUUCCCAAGCUAGAACAUUUAAAUACGUAUUCCCUCUGUUUUGUUACAUGAACCUGUCAAAAGUAUAUUUUUAAUUCAAUAUGAAUAAAGAUCAGUCAAUAUUUAA